ACGCAGACCGUGGGGUAGCUAGACAAUGUGUUAGAGAGUUACUGCUGCUUCACUUGCAGGCAUGUCGUUCUGCUCAUUUGACGGUGGUGAGGUCUUCAAGGACCACUUCCAAACUGGUAUGUACGUAUGUUCAAAAUGCGGCUAUGAGCUUUUUUCUAGUAGAGCUAAAUAUAAGCAUUCAUCUCCCUGGCCAGCCUUCACCGAAACAAUCCACCCUGACAGCGUGUCUAAGUUUGUGGAGCGGCCUGGAGCUUUAAAGGUAUCAUGUGGAAAGUGUGGCAAUGGCUUAGGUCAUGAGUUUGUGAAUGAUGGUCCAAAAAAGGGCCAAUCACGCUUCUGAAUUUUCAGUAGCUCCUUAAAGUUCGUCCCCAAAGAUAAAGUCGAUGGUGCUUUGGCUGGACAGAACAAUAUGUCCUCAUAAAUAUGAGUGAAGAAGCAACAACGCACAUUUAAUGAGUGUCCUUGUGCUUAGCCAGUGUUGUUCAGUUUAUGAAGUACUCUGGAUAAACCCUUCAGUAGGAUGGCCAGCGUAUAGAUGAGCAAAUGACGGCACUGGUGCGCACCACAACUUCUAAACCGCCUAACAAGCAAUGACAUGCUCGCUAACAGCUUUAUUAAUCUUUUAAAGUUGCAUGGAAUGAUUUUUAACUUUUCAUUAGAUGUGGCCUUAAUGAAGCAAAGGAUAAAAAAACUGACAUUUAUAAAUUCAGGCAGAAGUCACUGCUUGAUUUAGACCUCAAGCUGUUGGACAUUUAAUUGAGGUCUGUUCUAUUUUAUUUGUUUCUGAAUCCUUUUUCCCAGCCUCGCAAACUCAGUGACUACAUUGAACCAGCUUUAAUCUUAAAAGACGUGUUUACUGUUUUAAACAUGAAAUUGCACUUCAGCCGCUGUGGUACUGCUUUCACUGAAAACCAUAUAAUCGCCUUGCCAGCAGCCAUUUUGAAGUUGUUACCGUGUAAGGUAAGGCCGUCUUCCACAGAGCAGUCCCCAGUGUUCUUCAUUGCCUACAGAAGCACAGUCCAAGUUCUGAUGCAGUAUGACAUCUUGGCCAGUGAGAGUCCUCUUCCCAGUGUCAUCUUGACAGAGCUGGUUGCCCUCUUUGGGGCUGACUUGGGGGUCAGAGAGUAACAUGCAGAGUUUGGAGACUUCAGCAGUUUCCGCUCUCCAUGCUGUUCUUGGCUUGCACUCUGGUGGACACGCACACUUGGCCUUGAAGCAUUUCAAGCACAACAGCCCUUUUUAUAUUGACUGACUCCUCAGGGUGCCGCCAAAGAAUCUUUAUGUUUACUGUCUUUCUUCUGAGUGAAGCACACAGAGAAGAAUUUUUUUAAAGACUUCUGUAAACGUUCAUGGUGACAAUUCUGUGAAAAAUGUUUGGAUUUGGUAGUUUUUUGGGAUACAUAUGUUUUGUGCAAGGAGAGCUAAUGGAAAAUCCAUUUUGCAUCUCAUCCAUUUUAAUAAGAAAGACUGAAGUGCAUUCAUUGUGGCUGCCUAUAAAUUAAAUAAACACUUGAUUCCUUGUA
Messenger RNA from Polypterus senegalus (gray bichir), 1523 nucleotides. Its product is annotated as methionine-R-sulfoxide reductase B1-A-like. The transcript is spliced from 4 exons. Gene Ontology annotation, molecular function: peptide-methionine (R)-S-oxide reductase activity. NCBI's taxonomy places the organism in Eukaryota, Metazoa, Chordata, Cladistia, Polypteriformes, Polypteridae. The record is from RefSeq and is a predicted model, not a curated record.